Molecule: messenger RNA, 990 nt
Organism: Exophiala aquamarina CBS 119918
Lineage: Eukaryota; Fungi; Ascomycota; Eurotiomycetes; Chaetothyriales; Herpotrichiellaceae
Exons: 2
Coding region: 1-990 (329 amino acids)
Cellular component (GO): cytoplasm
Source: RefSeq, a predicted model, not a curated record
AUGUCUACCAUACAAGGCAAGCAUGUCGGUCCUAUUGGUCUAGGCCUACUCAAUUUGACCAAUCCGGCUAAAAACUUAUCACGAGAGCAGGCAUUUGCCGUGCUCAAACAGGGUCUCGACUCUGGUGCAACAUUCUGGGAUGGUGGAGAGAAUUACGGGACUCCUGACGCCAACUCUCUUCAUCUGCUGCGUGAUUACUUCGCGAAGUAUCCCAACGAUUCAGAGAGUGUGGUUUUAUGCAUAAAGGGUGGCUUGCGUCCGGACCGAACGUCAAACGGUACUCCAGAAGGAGUUCGGAGGACAGUGGAUAACUGCCUUAAGAUCCUUGCGGGACACAAAAAGCUUGACCUUUACCAGUGCGCUCGAGUUGACCGUGAGACACCAAUUGAGGACACAAUCAAUACACUUGCUGAACUUGUCAAAGAGGGGAAGAUUGGUGGCAUCUCCCUCAGUGAGGUCAGCGCGAACACCAUCCGAAGAGCGGUCAAAGUCCACCAAAUCUCUGCUGUCCAGGUCGAGGUCUCGCUCUGGGAAGACCAUGUCUUGAAAGACGGCAUUGCUGAUGUCUGCGCGGAGUUUGGUAUACCAAUCAUCGCCUACUCGCCUAUUGGCCGUGGCUUCCUCUCUGGGCAAUUGAAGAGUGUUGAUGACCUCCCAAAAGAUGAUUUUCGUCAUAUCCUUCCCAGAUUUUACCCAGAAAACUUUGGCAAAAACAUGGAGCUUGUCGAAAAGGUCAAAAUCAUUGCGGAGAAGAAUGCCAUCACGACUGCGCAACUGGCGAUUAACUGGGUUCGACAACUAUCACAACGACCUAACAGCCCUGUCUUCAUUCCGAUCCCGGGCGCGUCCAGUAGUGACAGGGUGAAGGAAAACUCCCAGGCUAUUGAUCUGGCUCAGGAGGAUCUAGCAGAGAUUUCAGCACUGGUCGAUGGGUUUGAGACUUCUGGAGAGCGCUACCCUGAGCCGUGGCAAAGCCAGUUGAAUGGGUAG